This is a messenger RNA of Lathyrus oleraceus (garden pea), 591 nucleotides long. RefSeq lists its product as uncharacterized. NCBI's taxonomy places the organism in Eukaryota, Viridiplantae, Streptophyta, Magnoliopsida, Fabales, Fabaceae. Bases 1 to 591 code for a protein of 196 amino acids. The record is from RefSeq and is a predicted model, not a curated record. The transcript has a single exon.
AUGGAUCAACAAGAGCAAAACCAAGUUGCGAUGAGAGAAGAAUUUCUCACCAUGAGAUCCCAAAUGGGUCAGCUUAUGGAGACUAUUCAAGCUAUGGAUAGAGGCCAAGAAGAGUUACGACAUGCCAAUCUCAGAGUUGCUGCUGCAAAUCCUCCAGUGACACUCCAGGUGAAUACACCAGUUAUGACCCAACGACCUCCUGAGGGAGGUCCCAUGAAUCAGAAUAUUGGGGCUGCAUUCAACAUUCUUGUCAAUGGGGGUGAUCAACCUAAGAUAGAUGAUCAUCAUGAUGCUUUUUUCAUCCCAAAGGAUGAUUCAUUUUAUGACACCUUCGGACCAUCAACUGCUGAGGUGGAGAAAAAUUUAUGUGCCUUGGAAGAAAAUAUGAAGUCAAUUGAAGGAUACAGUUCCUUUGGGUUAGACACUACUGACAUGUGUUUGGUUCCGGGUGUUAAAAUUCCUGUGAAGUUCAAGGUCCCUGACUUUGAAAAGUAUAAGGGAGUUAGCUGUCCUAGAACUCAUAUCAGGUCUUACUGUAGGAAUAUAGUUUCCUACUCCGACGAUGAGAAGUUACUGAUUCAUUUCUUUUAA